Molecule: messenger RNA, 2114 nt
Organism: Ictalurus furcatus (blue catfish)
Lineage: Eukaryota; Metazoa; Chordata; Actinopteri; Siluriformes; Ictaluridae
Gene: cyp26c1
Product: cytochrome P450 26B1
Exons: 6
Coding region: 273-1949 (558 amino acids)
Biological process (GO): sterol metabolic process
Molecular function (GO): heme binding; monooxygenase activity; oxidoreductase activity, acting on paired donors, with incorporation or reduction of molecular oxygen
Source: RefSeq, a predicted model, not a curated record
GCAUGUAACUUGUAAAACUAUUUGGCAUACCUGUCAGGUUCGUGUUGCGCGUUUGGAGCAGACGGAAAGUGCCAGCCAUGGUUUUUCCUCUCUGUGAAAACUAACCUAAAACGUUUUAUAUAUAUAUAUAUAUAAAUAGCCUAUAUAUUUUCCCCCCCCUAGCUAUCUGAAGAAAGGAGCCCACCUUCUAUGAACAGCCUGGACGCUUUGUUGUUUUUUUCACUCGACUGAAAUUGAUCAGGAAGAUUUAUUUUGCUCGGUUCUUAUGGUUGAUGAUGUUUUGGAGUGAAAGCGGCUUGGUGUCGGCGCUCCUCGCGCUUCUCCGCUCCGUGGUUCCGGCGCUGCUGCUGCUCGCGGUGUCGCGGUGGUUGUGGGCGCUCAGGUGGAGCGCGGCCCGGGACAAGGCGUCCGCGCUCCCGCUGCCGGAUGGCUCCAUGGGAUGGCCACUGAUCGGAGAGACCUUCCACUGGCUCUUUCAGGGUUCCAGCUUUCACAUCUCCAGACGAGAGAAACACGGCAACGUCUUUAAGACCCACCUCCUGGGGAAACCCGUGAUCCGCGUGACCGGCGCUGAAAACAUUCGUAAGAUCCUGCUCGGUGAACACACCCUGGUGAGCACACAGUGGCCACAGAGCACGCGCAUCAUCCUCGGACCAAACACGCUCGUCAACUCGGUCGGUGCGCUGCACAAGAAGAAAAGAAAAAUCCUGGCGAGAGUGUUCAGCCACGCAGCAUUGGAGACCUAUCUGACACGCCUUCAGGAUGUGGUGAAGGGUGAAAUCAGUAAGUGGUGUGCUGAGGCUGGCCCUGUGGAAGUUUACACUGCUGCAAGGUCACUCACGUUCCGCAUCGCCGUGCGCGUCCUGCUCGGCCUGAAGCUCGACGAGCAGCGCAUCGCUCACCUCUCCAAGACCUUUGAGCAGCUCAUGAACAACCUGUUCUCUCUGCCUGUGGAUGCACCUCUCAGCGGCCUGCGCAAAGGGAAAAAAGCAAGAGACAUUCUGCAUGCAGAGAUGGAGAUCAUCAUCAAGGAGAAACUGAAGAAGCAGAACACGGAUGAGUACUGUGAUGCUUUCGACUACAUGCUGAGCGCUGCAAAGGAAAACGAUUACGACCUGACCCUGCAGGAACUCAAGGAAACAGCAGUGGAAUUGAUUUUCGCCGCACACUCCACCACAGCGAGCGCGUCCACAUCGCUCAUACUUCAGCUGAUGCGCCAUUCUGAAGUCACAGAGCGUGCAAGGGCUGAACUGGAGGCUGAAGUCUUAAUCGUAGAUGCUCCCAGCUCUUGUUGCUUAUACUGUAAUGAAAACACCAACGCGUGCUCAAACAACGCGGUUGAAAAGUGCACAAACGACGUGGCACGACCCCGUCUUAAAUCCAAACCUCUGCUCGAUAAAACACCCUGCCCUGACAGACAAGAAAGUAAUCGAUCGUGGAUCAACGUCCCGUAUUUGAGUCUGGAAAAACUCAAUCAGCUGUGCUACUUGGAUUGUGUGGUGAAGGAGCUGCUUAGAUUUCUACCACCGGUGUCUGGGGGAUACAGGACAGUGCUGCAGACGUUCGAGCUGAACGGUUACCAGAUCCCAAAAGGCUGGAGUGUCAUGUACAGCAUCCGUGACACGCAUGAGACUUCAGCUGCCUACACAAGCCCAGAGAUGUUUGACCCGGAGCGCUUCGCUACUGAUCGGGACGAGAGCAAAAACAGUCGCUUCAGCUACGUGCCAUUCGGUGGUGGCGUUCGCAGGUGCAUCGGCCGUGAGCUUGCCUUGCUCGUGCUCAAAACACUCAGCGUGGAGCUGUUGGCCACGGCCGAGUGGACGCUAGCCACAGAGACUUAUCCCAGCAUGCAAACAGUGCCGAUCGUUCACCCAGUCAACGGACUCCACGUCCAUUUCAACUACAGGAAUUAUGUGGGUGGGAGAAACCGCAGGGAGUCCACUUCAUGAUUUGUGAACUGCACUGGAGUGGUUUUCACCAGUCCAUUAACAAAAUCAGCCCACAGGGGAUGGCUGAAGUACAUUAAAAAAAAAAAAAAAUUGAUCUUAAUAGAGUAAAUAAAAAGUCUAGGCCGUAACAUGGACGAUGUCUGCUGCUAGCAAAUCAAUAUAUGA